UGUAGCCUGAAUAACUGCACUGUAGAAAAGAAAGAACUGCUCGUAAAUGGGAAAUUAUAAAUCUAGACCAACUCAAACUUGUACUGAUGAAUGGAAGAAGAAAGUCAGUGAAUCUUAUGUGACUAUAAUAGAAAGAUUGGAAGAUGACCUGCAGAUCAAGGAUAAAGAGCUUACAGAACUAAACCAAAUAUUUAGCUCUGAUGAAGCCUUCAGUGAAGUCAAUUUAAAUUACCGCACUGAAAACGGGCUCUCUCUACUUCAUUUAUGUUGCAUUUGUGGAGGCAACAAGUCACAUAUCCGAACACUUAUGUUAAAAGGGCUCCGUCCAUCUCGACUGACAAAAAAUGGAUUUACAGCCUUGCACUUGGCAGUUUAUAAGGAUAGUGCAGAAUUAAUCACUUCGCUGCUUCACAGUGGAGCUGAUAUACAGCAAGUUGGGUAUGGUGGCCUCACUGCCCUUCACAUUGCUACUAUAACUGGUCACCUAGAGGCUGCUGAUGUGUUGCUGCAGCAUGGAGCUAAUGUCAAUGUUCAAGAUGCAGUCUUCUUCACUCCAUUGCACAUUGCAGCAUACUAUGGGCAUGAACAGAUUACCCGCCUCCUUUUGAAAUUUGGUGCUGAUGUAAAUGUAAGUGGUGAAGUUGGAGAUAGGCCUCUCCACCUAGCGUCUGCAAAAGGAUUCUUCAAUAUUGCAAAACUCUUAAUGGAGGAAGGCAGCAAGGCAGAUGUGAAUGCUCAGGAUAAUGAAGACCAUGUUCCACUCCACUUCUGUUCUCGCUUUGGACACCAUGAUAUAGUGAAGUACCUGCUCCAAAGCGACUUGGCAGUUCAACCCCAUGUUGUUAAUAUCUAUGGAGACACCCCUUUGCACUUGGCAUGCUACAAUGGCAAAUUUGACGUUGCUAAGGAAAUCAUUCAAAUAUCAGGAACAGAAAGUCUGACUAAGGAAAAUAUCUUCAGUGAAACAGCUUUUCACAGUGCUUGUACCUAUGGCAAAAGCAUUGACCUGGUUAAAUUCCUUCUUGAUCAGAAUGUCAUAAACAUCAACCACCAAGGAAGGGAUGGCCACACUGGACUACAUUCUGCUUGCUACCAUGGUCACAUCCGCCUGGUUCAGUUCUUACUGGAUAAUGGAGCUGAUAUGAAUCUAGUAGCCUGUGAUCCCAGCAGGUCUAGUGGUGAAAAAGAUGAGCAGACAUGUUUGAUGUGGGCUUAUGAAAGAGGACAUGAUGCCAUUGUCACACUCUUGAAGCAUUAUAAGAGACCCCAGGAGGAACUGCCCUGCAAUGAAUAUUCUCAGCCUGGAGGAGAUGGCUCCUAUGUGUCUGUUCCAUCCCCCUUGGGGAAGAUCAAAAACAUGACAAAAGAGAAGGCAGAUGUUCUCCUCCUAAGGGCUGGAUUGCCCUCACACUUCCACCUUCAGCUCUCAGAAAUUGAGUUCCACGAGAUUAUCGGCUCAGGUUCUUUUGGGAAAGUAUAUAAAGGACGAUGCAGAAAUAAAAUAGUGGCCAUCAAACGUUACCGAGCCAAUACCUACUGCUCCAAGUCAGAUGUGGAUAUGUUUUGCCGGGAGGUGUCCAUUCUCUGCCAGCUCAAUCAUCCCUGUGUAAUUCAGUUUGUGGGCGCUUGCUUGAACGAUCCCAGCCAGUUUGCCAUUGUCACCCAGUACAUAUCAGGAGGUUCCCUGUUUUCCCUCCUUCAUGAACAGAAGAGGAUUCUUGAUUUGCAGUCCAAGUUGAUAAUUGCAGUAGAUGUGGCCAAAGGUAUGGAAUACCUUCACAACCUGAAACAGCCAAUUAUACACCGUGACUUGAACAGUCACAAUAUUCUUCUCUAUGAGGAUGGACAUGCUGUGGUGGCUGAUUUUGGAGAAUCAAGAUUUCUACAGUCUCUGGAUGAAGACAACAUGACAAAACAACCUGGGAACCUCCGUUGGAUGGCUCCAGAGGUGUUCACACAGUGCACACGGUACACCAUCAAAGCUGACGUCUUUAGCUAUGCUCUGUGUCUGUGGGAACUUCUCACUGGUGAAAUUCCAUUCGCCCAUCUCAAGCCAGCAGCUGCAGCAGCAGACAUGGCCUACCACCACAUUAGACCUCCCAUUGGCUAUUCCAUUCCCAAGCCCAUAUCUUCUCUGCUGAUGCGAGGGUGGAAUGCAUGUCCUGAAGGAAGACCUGAGUUUUCUGAAGUUGUCACGAAGUUAGAAGAAUGUCUCUGCAAUAUUGAGCUGAUGUCUCCUGCAUCAAGUAACAGCAGUGGGUCUCUCUCACCAUCCUCUUCCUCUGAUUGCCUGGUGAGCCGGGGAGGGCCUGGACGGAGUCACGUGGCAGCUUUACGGAGUCGUUUUGAGUUGGAAUAUGCUCUAAAUGCAAGAUCCUAUUCUGCCUGGUCCCAAAGUGCUAGACAAUGUUCCUCUCAAGGCCUGUCAUUGGAGGAGAUGAAAAGAAGUCUUCAGUACUCACCCAUUGACAAAUAUGGCUACGUGUCUGAUCCCAUGAGCCCGAUGCAUUUCCAUUCUUCCCGGAAUAGUGGCAGCUUUGAGGACAGCAGCUGACAGCAUUCAGCAUCUACCUAAGGAGAAUUUUCCCAAAAACUGACAGCAACAAUUCCAGCCACGGCAGGCUUGCUUCCAAUUAGAAUAUUUUACCCUCUAAGGUCUCCUUAAAUUGGCUUGUUUAUCCUGGUCCUGCUUAAGUUCCUAUCACCAGUUGGGCUUUGGAUUUGUUGGUGAAGGAUGAAAUGAAAAAAAAAAAAAAAGUAAAAACAAACAACCCAAAAAACAAGAAAGAAAAGGAAAAAAGAAAACCAGAAUGUAAAUGGAGAAUUGUUUUUAAUUUUGUAAAUGAAACAGCAAAUCUAUCUUAUAACUUGUGGUGGGCACUUAACAGUUAUUGUGUUUUCCUAGGCUGAAUUAGGUAGGCUUGGGUUUGACAGCUGUGGGUUUGAUUUCUUAGAAUGUUUUUCAUUUUCUUAUCUCAUUAUGUUACUUUUGGUGUUCAACUCUGUGAUUAAAGAUUCG
Lepus europaeus (European hare) is the source of this 3019-nucleotide messenger RNA. RefSeq names its product TNNI3 interacting kinase (gene TNNI3K). Bases 47 to 2554 code for a protein of 835 amino acids. Gene Ontology annotation, cellular component: nucleus. NCBI's taxonomy places the organism in Eukaryota, Metazoa, Chordata, Mammalia, Lagomorpha, Leporidae. Gene Ontology annotation, molecular function: ATP binding; RNA polymerase II-specific DNA-binding transcription factor binding; protein kinase activity. Gene Ontology annotation, biological process: regulation of transcription by RNA polymerase II; protein phosphorylation. The record is from RefSeq and is a predicted model, not a curated record. The transcript is spliced from 25 exons.